AUGAAAUUCUAUAUUAUUGCAUUUCUGAUAUUUGCUUCAUUUGGAGUAGAUAUUGAUAAGAAUACAUUUUCAAAUUAUAAAGAAGUGAAGAUGUAACAUUUACAUAUUGAAUGGUUAUUAAAUUUAAGAUCUAAGAUAAUUGAUGGAUCAGCUGAAUAUACAUUCAAAGUGACAACAGCAGAAUUGAAAGAAGUAUUAAAUUUACAAUUAUGAGGUUCAUUUGGAUAUAUAUUAAAUGGAAAUUAAGUAUGCAUAUUAUCCAAAUGUUGGGAAAGUAUUGGAUUGGCAUGUAGAAUCAGAUCCAAAAUAAAGUUUAGUUUAGGGAGACAAACUCAUAAUCAAAUUAGGAUAAUCAUACAAAUAUGGAGAUAUCUUUUAAUUAAGAAUAAAAUAUCAAAUAGGAGAAGCAGCAAGAGCUUUGAGUUUUAUGAGCAUUGAAUAAACUGAUGAUAAAAGUAUUAGUUCAUAUAUAUGAAAUAGAGGCUCCUUAUUUGUUUUCUUAAUGUGAGGCCAAUAAUUGCAGAUCUAUGAUACCAUUAUAGGAUACUCCAAGCAUUAAAUUUACUUAUUCAGCAACUGUACUUACUUAAGAUUCUUAAAUUAAUGUAUUUAUGAGUGGACUUCCUGUUAAAAAUAAUAAAUUUGCAUUGAUGGAAUAAUAUAAUAUGAAUGGAAUUGCAAAGAUAUUUUAAUUUGAAUUAAAUAUAAAAAUUCCUGCUUAUUUAAUUGCUAUUGUAGCUGGUACAGUAUAAGAAAAAGCAACUAGUUAAAGAACAUCUGUAAUAUCUGAAGCCAAGAAUAUAGAUAUUUAUCAAAAGGAAUUAGAAGAUUUAGAUAAAUAUGUUAAAUAUUUAGAAGACUAUAUUGGUGAAUAUAAAUGGGGUUUUUAUAAAAUAGUCAUAUUACCAGCCUCAUUUCCAUUUGGAGGUAUGGAAAAUCCAUUAUUAACAUUUGCAAAUCCAUCAAUUAUAGUUGGAGAUAAGAGUGGUGUUAGUGUUGCUAUUCAUGAAAUAGCUCAUUCAUGGUUUGGUAAUACUGUUACUUGUAAUAAUUGGUCUAAUAUGUGGAUUAAUGAAGGAUUCUGUGUUUUUUUGGAAAGAAAAGGAUUAUUACAAUUAUUUGGAGAAAUAGAUUAUGUAUAUGUUAAUUCUUAAGUUGGUACAAAAGAAAUGAAUGCUUUGAUUAAAGAAUUCAAUUCUAGUACUGAUCCUGUUAUAAAAUCUUAUGCUAGUUUACAUCCAAUAACUGAAGAUCAUAAUGCAGAUGAUAGUUUUAGUGUAAUAUAUAUAUAUAAUUAAAUUAGACUAUUCCAUAUGAAAGAGGAUAUUAAUUACUUUUCUAUUUAGAAUCAGUAAUUUCAGAAAUCAAAUUUUAAUAAUUAUUAAAAGAUUGGCUUAGAUAAAAUGAAUAUUAAAGUGCUGAUGAAAAUGAUUUUUAUAAUUUUAUGAUUGUCUGGAUUAAAUCAAAUUUUACAAUUGAAUAAUUUCUAGCAAUCAAAUAAUAAAUUGAUACUGUUUAUACUAAAUGGAUAUAUGAUACAGGUAUAUCUUUUCAAUUAUUAUUUUAGGUUCUCCUCCUGUAAAAUUAGGUUUUAUUAAUGAUGCUUCAACAUAAGCAACAGAUUUGGCAGAAGAUUGGCUUUCAUCAAGACCUGGAGAAUAACCUUAAGGUUUUGAAAUAUUUAAUCAAUUCAAAUCAAACCAAAAAUAAUUAUUUUUGUCUUAUAUGCAAGAAAAAUACACUAAUUUAAAUACUAUAACAAUGAAAUAAUUAGAUUUAAGUUAUAAUCUUAGUGAUAAUAAAGAUGCAGAAUUAUUAUUUAGAUGGUAUACAUUAUCUAUUUAAACCAAAUAUGCUACAACUAACACUAAUCUUAAUAAAAUUAGAACAUUUGUUGGUAAAAUUGGUAGAAUGAAAAUGAUCAACCCUAUUUAUAAAGCCUUAGAUAAGUAUUUUAUUAUCCAAAUUUUAGGAAUACUGCACAAACUUGGUAUGAUGAAAAUAAAAAUUUUUAUCAUCCUUUAGCAAAAUAAUCAAUUGAAAAUAUUAUCAAAAGUAAAAGCCAAUAUGUAAAUGUUGAAUUAUUAUGA
Molecule: messenger RNA, 2090 nt
Organism: Paramecium primaurelia
Lineage: Eukaryota; Ciliophora; Oligohymenophorea; Peniculida; Parameciidae
Source: the annotation of a GenBank genome assembly